AUGACUAUGAAUAUGAUGACGACGGAUCCGAGCCCCAGAUGUGACUCUGACCACAAACCCCAUAGAACGCCAGACCCGCCAGACGAGAUCCCUCCACCACCCGACGACCAGUCUUCCUUUCGCUCUUUCCACCCCUACGGACAACCAAAAUCCACCCGCGCAAUCAACGAGGCCAUCAAAUCCGAGCUACUCAAGGCGUAUUCCGCCGCCAGCGCAGGCUUCAUCUACGGCUUCGUGCAUCCCAGCAGCGUCCUCAUUAGGCUAGGCACAGGCCCUCUCCGCAAGGUAGGUCUCGUAAAGAUAGGCCGCUCCGCCAACGUCGAGCGCCGGAUGAAGCAGUGGGCGGCGCAGUGCAGGUACGCGCCGAGCCUGGUGUUCGCCCACGCCAUGGCCCAGCAGCACCAGCGGAUCGAGCGCGUCGUCCACCACCAGCUGCACAACGCCCGCCUGCGGGAGCACCUGGGCUGUUCGGGGUGCGGCGUCCGCCAUGUCGAGUGGUUCCGGGUGGACGCUGCGCAUGCCGAGGCCUUGGUGCGCAUGUGGCAGGGCUUUGUGCGGCUGGAACCGUAUGACGAGGUUGGGCAUCUGCUGCCGACUUGGCUUGCGCGCCUUGGACAGGUUGACCUUGGUGAUCCUGACUGCUGGGUCUUGUUUGCGCAGGGCUCAUCGUCACCGCCGUCGGUAGGUUUGACUAGCAGUUCCGUUCGGGAUUCGGAGGACAGCUCUGAUGGAUGUCUUGCGCCUGAGGCUGGUGGAUCAUCGAGUGAUGGGCAUACCUCAGAGGACGGCUAG
Cryphonectria parasitica EP155 is the source of this 792-nucleotide messenger RNA. Its product is annotated as DUF1766-domain-containing protein. The record is from RefSeq and is a predicted model, not a curated record. NCBI's taxonomy places the organism in Eukaryota, Fungi, Ascomycota, Sordariomycetes, Diaporthales, Cryphonectriaceae. The transcript is spliced from 2 exons. The coding region runs from base 1 to 792 and encodes 263 amino acids.